CAAGCGCCACCAACAACAUCCUCCUGCUGAAGCAUGGCUGCGGACAUGAGAUUGCCCACUCUUCGGAAACAAGUAUGUCUCUCUGGUCCGAAAGGUGCAACAGCCAGCCUUGUUGUUCCUGGAGAUAUUAUAACAUCAGACACUGGUUUUAUGCGGGGCCAUGGGACAUAUUUGGAUGAAGAAAAACUCACUGCGUCUGUGGCUGGGGAGGUCGAGAGAGUUAACAAACUUAUAUGUGUUCGUCCUUUAAAGACAAGAUACAAUGGUGAAGUUGGGGAUGUGGUUGUUGGAAGGAUUACAGAGGUGCAACAGAAACGAUGGAAAGUGGAGACUAACUCUCGUCUGGACUCUGUGUUGCUCCUCUCUGCCGUUAACUUACCUGGUGGAGAGCUGAGGCGGCGAUCAGCAGAGGACGAGUUGUCCAUGAGAGACUACCUUCAGGAGGGCGACCUCAUCAGUGCUGAGGUGCAGGCUGUCUUCUCUGAUGGCGCUCUAUCACUCCACACACGCAGUUUGAAAUAUGGAAAGCUGGGCCAGGGUGUUCUAGUUCAGGUGUCCCCUUCGCUUGUGAAGAGGCAGAAAACCCACUUUCACAACCUCCCCUGUGGGGCCUCCAUCAUACUGGGGAACAACGGCUUCAUCUGGCUCUACCCCACUCCUGGACAGCAGGAUGAAGUUGCUGGGGGAUACUACACCAGCAUAGAGCCUGUGUCCCUGUCCGAUCGGGAGGUGAUAUCUCGACUGAGAAACUGCAUUCUUGCCCUGGCAGCCCACAAAGUCAUGUUGUUCGACACAAGUGUUCUGUACUGCUAUGAGUCCGCCCUCACGCACCAGAUUAAAGACAUUCUGAAGCCAGAGGUCAUGGAGGAAGUUGUCUUGCAAACAAGGCACCGGCUAUCUGACCAGGAGGGUUGAGGUGUGUGCCAUGUGAUGGAUGAAGUAUAGCGCCUCAUCUCCGCCCCUGACUGCGAUGUUAAAGCUAAGGCUUUUCUGCAUUCCAAGCCAGCUGACCAUUGAUGACAGAAAAGUAUUCCCUUUUUUAAUACUGUAAAAUAAGUUAAACGGAACAACAUAUUUGCCAUUGAUUGCAGUCAUUUUGUAGUUGACAUGGACUUCAGAGUAUACUGUCAUUCUAUGAGUGAGGGUGAAAUAUAAUUUUUGUAUGUAUUCUUGUAAAAAAAUAAAUAAGUACCAUA
Sardina pilchardus (European sardine) is the source of this 1196-nucleotide messenger RNA. It is a transcript of the gene exosc2, whose product is annotated as exosome component 2. The record is from RefSeq and is a predicted model, not a curated record. Gene Ontology annotation, molecular function: RNA binding. Gene Ontology annotation, cellular component: nuclear exosome (RNase complex); cytoplasmic exosome (RNase complex). The coding region runs from base 34 to 915 and encodes 293 amino acids. Gene Ontology annotation, biological process: nuclear polyadenylation-dependent rRNA catabolic process; exonucleolytic trimming to generate mature 3'-end of 5.8S rRNA from tricistronic rRNA transcript (SSU-rRNA, 5.8S rRNA, LSU-rRNA); U4 snRNA 3'-end processing. NCBI's taxonomy places the organism in Eukaryota, Metazoa, Chordata, Actinopteri, Clupeiformes, Clupeidae. The transcript has 9 exons.